CCCCCCCCCUUCCAUAACCCCCCAACGGGGUCCCCCUCUGUUACCUCCAAAGUCUACCCUACCCCCCCCUUCCAUAACCCCCAACGGGGUCCCCCUCUGUUACCUCCAAUGUCUACCCUACCCCCCCUUCCAUAACCCCCAAUGGGGUCCCCCUCUGUUACCUCCAAAGUCUAUCCUACCCCCCUUCCAUAAUUCCCUUCGGGGUCACUUUCUAUCCCCCCUAUCACCACAUCCACCCUCCCCCACUGGGGUCACCCUCUACCCCCUUAGUUAUUGCCAAUUUUUACCCCUCCCUCUUCCAUUACCCCCACUGGGGUCACCCUGUACCCCUCCUGUAACCUCAACUCUUCCACCACCAAACUUCACUCCUACCCCAAUAUGGCAUGUGAGAGGACGGGGGCUUCCAAUGUCUACUCUUCACCCCCCUCCCCCACCAUCACUGCCAAUGUCACCCUCCCCCAUCAUCACUGCCAAUGUCACCCUCCCCCAUCAUCACCGCCAAUGUCACCCUUUCUCCUCUCUGUUUACUACCAGCAAUGUGAAUCCCCCCCCCCCCCCAGUCACAUCACACGGCUGCCACCUGUCACCCUGGCUGGGGCUUCAACAUUGUGCGAUCUAAAAAUACCGAGAAUGUGCUGCCGCUGCACUCGCAGAUUGUCACACCGCGCCGCUACUACACCGGAGUCACGUACACGACACCCUCUGCGCAGACCCCCCCCCCCUGUACCCUCCACACCCCCAGAUCUUCCAUAUCUACACUUCAAGACCCUCCACACCCCCAGAUCUUCCAUAUCUACACUUCAAGACCCUCCACUCAUCAAGAUCUUCUAUAUCUACACUUCAAGACCCUCCACACCCCCAGAUCUUCCAUAUCUACACCUCAAGAUCCUCCACACCCCCAGAUCUUCCAUAUCUACACCUCAAGAUCCUCCACACCCCCAGAUCCUCCACACCCCCAGAUCUUCCAUAUCUACACCUCAAGAUCCUCCACAUCCUCCAUACAUACACCCCCAGAUCCCUCAUACAUACACCCCCACAUCCCCCAUACAUACACCCCCAGAUCCCCCAUACACUGUACACUCACAUCACUUCAGCAACAUGAUCCACCACAGGCUCUCAGGGGUUAAACGCCUCAUGUCCAGGUUGGCCAGGACUUUGGUGGCCAGGCGUCGGGAGACCUCCAGGACUACGGCGAGGAGGGGCACCAUUCGGGGUGGAGGUAGUUGUUCUGGAACCAAUCUCCUUCGGCAUCUCCGGCACGCAAGCAGCCGUUUCCAGCGUCUCACAUAACACGUGUAGAAGACUUGGACAGCUGCUGUGCCUCCUGUGAUGGGAUAUUUUUGACACAUUGACUCCACUGUAACCAUAACACUCGGUCUGGCUGCGUGACGGAGAAACGUUAUCUGGACUUAACAGUACAACUGGCGACAACCAACAAGUCCAACCGUCCCCGAAAUAUACACCUACCUCUUCUUCUAACCC
This is a messenger RNA of Rana temporaria (common frog), 1482 nucleotides long. RefSeq names its product pollen-specific leucine-rich repeat extensin-like protein 3. Lineage: Eukaryota; Metazoa; Chordata; Amphibia; Anura; Ranidae. The transcript is spliced from 2 exons. The record is from RefSeq and is a predicted model, not a curated record. Bases 379 to 1290 code for a protein of 303 amino acids.